AAAUUAUUUUUAAAUUGGAAUUGUAGUAGGAUCUGUGUCUAUGUGUGUGGCUUAUGUGUGUACCAAAUUUUAACAGUGUUGUUGCUCCACUGACUGAGUAACAAAGAACAAGAAGUUUCAAUGGACGCUGGAGUGUCAGAACUCAUUUGAUAGUUUGAAAACUGUAUUAACCACGACACUAGUUUUGGCAGUACCCAAUUGUGCCAAGCAGUUUAAAUUGGCCGUUGGUGUGAGUGAUAUAAGCAUUGAGGCUGUACUGUUACAAGAUGAUGAUGCUGGAAUUGAAAAGCCGAUAGGAUAUUUUUCACGGAAGCUGAAUGUACAACAGAGAAGAUAUUCAACAAUCGAAAAGAGACCUUGGGUUUGUUGUUAGCAUUGCAGCAUUUUGAAAUAUAUGUUGCAGACAAUUCAUCAGAAACAAUUAUUUAUACAGACCACAAUCCUUUGAAGUUUUUGGACAAAUUUCGAGAGAAAAUAGCAAGACUUUUCAGGUGGAAGAAUACAUGUUUCUGCCAUCAUGGCUACAGAGGAAUCAGGGUCUUCAUCAAAAUCUAUAUGUAAAAUCAUGACUUUCCGGCCUACAAUGGAAGAGUUCAAGAAUUUUUCUAAGUACAUUGCAUACAUGGAAUCUCAGGGUGCACAUAGGGCUGGCCUCGCAAAGGUGAUUCCACCAGAGGGUUGGAAACCUAGAAGAAAUUAUGAUAACAUUGAUAACUUGGUUAUUCCUGCUCCGAUUCAACAAAUGGUCACUGGACAGUCGGGUCUGUUUACGCAAUAUAACAUACAGAAAAAGCAAUUGACUGUAAAGGAAUUCAAAUGCUUGGCCAAUAGUGAUAACAGAUACUGCACUCCUCGACACCUAGAUUAUGAAGAUCUUGAACGUAAAUACUGGAAAAAUUUGACCUUUGUGGCACCAAUCUAUGGAGCAGAUGUCAGUGGCAGUCUGUAUGAUGAGGAUAUUGAUGAAUGGAAUAUCAGCCGUUUGAAUACAAUUUUGGAUGUGGUAGCAGAAGAAAGUGGCAUUGCUAUCGAAGGUGUGAACACACCGUAUUUAUACUUUGGCAUGUGGAAAACAACUUUUGCUUGGCAUACUGAAGAUAUGGAUCUGUACAGCAUUAACUAUCUACAUUUUGGAGAGCCAAAAUCUUGGUAUGCAGUACCCCCAGAGCAUGGGAAGAGGCUGGAACGCCUUGCACAAGGUUUCUUUCCAAGUAGCUCCCAGGGAUGUGAUGCUUUCUUACGUCACAAGAUGACCCUUAUCUCUCCUUCCAUACUAAAGAAGUAUGGGAUUCCUUUUGACAAGAUUACACAAGAAGCAGGGCAGUUCAUGAUCACUUUCCCCUAUGGUUACCAUGCUGGCUUCAAUCAUGGAUUCAACUGUGCUGAGUCAACAAACUUUGCCACCAUUCGAUGGCUUGAUUAUGGAAAAAUAGCUAAACAAUGUACCUGCCGGAAUGACAUGGUCAAGAUAUCCAUGGAUAUCUUUGUUGAAAAAUUUCAGCCAAGCAGAUACACACUCUGGAAACAAGGGAAAGACAUUCAAACUAUUGAUCACACAAAACCCACUCCAGAAUCAACUCCUGAGCUAGAGGCUUGGCAGAAGCAAAGAAAAGCAACUCCAAGGAAAUCUAGAAUGCCUGUGGGCAGUCUUUAUCAGUUAAGAACUCGAUCUAAAAAGCUAAAACCUCUAGAAGAUGAAACAGCAUUGAGCAAACCUGUGACUAAAGAAACAACUGCAGCCAAAACAUUUACAGAUGUUAUCAAUAUCAAAGAAGAGCUUGGUGGGGGAGCACAGAAAGAAGAGUCUAGCAAUACGGAAAUAGUGAGUACUGGAGAAGAAAGUAUUGUGGAAAUCCAGCUGGAUCAGAACCAAUUGGAUAAAACCCAGUUACCAGAAUUUGCUUCCAAUCUUGCCAACACCAAGUGCAAAAAUAAAGCUAAUGGAAAGAGAAAACUGGAUGAUUGUUUAUCACUAACACCGAUGGACAAAUUUGAUGCAGUCGACAACUCUUCAGAAUACUCAGAAGAUACAAAUGUUGACCUUAAGAUCCAAGUGGAGACCAACACAGCCAAGGGUCUGCAGAAAUGUAAAGAGGAGGAUAUGCUCCACAAGAAGGCCAAAUUGUGUCAGAAAUCAUUUGAUGAUAUUGCUACAGAAACUGAACAGGACUGCUGGAAACGACGUGAAACUAGCAGUGUCUCCACGGAGGAGGAAACCAGCGAAGCUGAGAGUGGAGAAAAUGGCUUAGAGCCUGGAGAAAUACCAAGUUUUCCAGAACAAUUCAUCAGAAGUGUAGGGAAAAAGAAAUCAGCCAAGAGUCGACGCCAUCCAUUGUGCAAACCGCCUGCUAGAUCACCAUCAACUCUUGUUAAACAAGAAUUGAUUAGCGAUGAGGAAUUGGUUGAUUCCACAUCCACUGAAGAAGAGGUAAAUGAAACUCAGCCUUGGGCCAAACCUCUUAUCCAACUCUGGCAGAAUAAACCACACAAUUUUCAAGCAGAGAAGGAGUAUAAUGAAGAAGCUUCAAAAAUGGAACCAUAUUGUGCCAUUUGCUCACUUUUCUUUCCUUAUUACCAGCCUGAUCACCUCAUGGAAAGAAGAUCCCAAAUCAAAACUGAGACAGCUGAGCUCCCACCGUCCAAGCAACAUAAAACUAAACCGCUUAUUCCAGAAAUGUGUUUUACAUACAGUGAAGAAAAUAAUGAUCUCUACCCCACCAAUUCAUUUAUUGAAGAGGAUGGAACUAGUUUGCUGAUAUCCUGUGCAAAGUGCUGUCUGCAGGUUCAUGCAAGUUGUUACGGUGUUCCGCUUCAUGAAAUCCACGAUGGUUGGACCUGCUCUCGUUGUAUAAUUGGUGCAUGGACUGCAGAUUGUUGCCUGUGCAAUCUGAGGGGUGGUGCACUUAAGCAGACUACUGAUAAAAGGUGGGCUCACGUGAUGUGUGCUGUCGCAGUUCCAGAAGCGAGAUUUGCGAAUGUGGUAGAUCGCAGUCCAGUGGACGUCACCCGGAUACCUUUGCAAAGAUUGAAGCUUAAAUGUGUUUUCUGCAGAAAGAGAGUUAAGAAGACUUUGGGUGCUUGCAUUCAGUGUUCAUAUGGACGUUGUCCAACAUCCUUCCACGUAACUUGUGCCCAUGCAGCAGGAGUUAUAAUGGAACCAGAUGACUGGCCAUAUGUAGUCCUCAUCACAUGCUUCAGACACAAGACAAAUCCAAGUGUAAAAAGCAAAACUUUAUUUCAAGAUUUGUCAGUUGGACAGACGGUCAUUUCUAAACACAAGAACGGAAGAUAUUAUAGUUGCAGAGUGACUGGGAUUUCAUCACAGACCUUCUAUCAAGUCAUAUUUGACGAUGGUUCCUUCAGUGAUGAUCUGUACCCUGAAGACAUUGCUAGCAAAAAUUGCUUAGAGCUUGGUCCUCCAGCAGAGGGAGAAGUUGUCCAGGUGAGAUGGACUGAUGGACUGCUCUAUGGUGCCAAAUUUGUGGCAUCAAACAUUAUUUACAUGUACCAGGUUGAGUUUGAAGAUGGCUCCCAACUCGUAGUAAAACGUGACGACGUUUAUACAUUAGAUGAAGAACUACCAAAACGGGUUAAAUCACGACUUACUGCGGUUCAGUAUGAAGCACCAGGUGUGAAAAGCAGCCAGAACCAACAGCAUGCCAACUGGGGGAAAAUGCCUGCCAACUGAUUCAACAACUACAGCUCCCAAUCAACCUUGAAAGUGGGUCAGUGGUAUAUAGUUGCAUUGAAAGGUGCAGUGCUAAUGUGAACUGGGAAGGCAAAUGCCAGCAUGGACUAAGAGAAGGGGAGGAGAGUAAACUGGAACUUGUCAUAAUGAAACCUGAAGUUUGCCCCAACAUUCCAUCACUUGCAUGGUGGAAAAUUAUGUCAAAAAUUUAAAUGUUUUUCAUUCUUGUGGAGAAUUGGGAGUUAUUUGGGUAUAAAUUAUGGGGAUAUUAAAACAUUUGUCUUUGAGGACUAAAUAGCUACACAUCACUGAAUCUCAAGCAGCACAUACAAGGUUUAAAUUUGUGUUCCCAUUGAUUUCCUUUUUUUUUCAAGCUGACAUAUCUUAGUGUUCUAAUUCAGAAUUUAUCCACAAAAAUACAACUGCACUAAAAGCAACUGUUUCCUGGUCUACAGGCGGUGCUCUUCAUCUCUUCCCCACUUCUUUUCUCCCCCUCUAUUCAUGCUGGCAUUCUUCUCCCUCCUCACACUUCUUACUGGAACUUCUCUCUCCUCUACCCUUUUAGACUGGCAUUCUUCUUCUAACCUUUUGUAGUUCAUGCUGGCAUAUGUUCCCAUCAAAAUGGCACACUUCUCUCAGUUUACCUCCCCCCUCCCCCGCCUCGUCUCACAUUGGUAGUUUCCUCACUGUCCGUGCUCAGUCCACAUUGACACACCUUUGCACUGGCACUUUUUCCCCCUUUUAAUUCAUGCUCUUUUCAUCCUUGCUCAGUUUACUCAUUUCCCCUUCCUGCAGUUUGUGCUGACAUUUGUUUCCCAGUUCACAUUAAAAUUGUUCUUCCUCAGGCCCACCCCACACCUCCCAUUCAAGUUGGCAUCCCCUUUUUUUCCCAUUUGACAGUGUUCUCUCUCUCAGAUCAUGAUGCCUUUAAUUUCCUCCAUUCCUGUUGGCUGCCACCCACUUUCAGAACCUUGUCCUGGUGCUAUCUCAUGUAAUUCCUGUCCAUGGCAGCAUUUCACUCUGGAAGUAAGAUUAGGAUCAACAAUGGUGGCAGAGCAGGGAGCACCUGGGCAUGAAGAGGUGUACCUUACUGGCAUACGCUGCAAAUACCCAUUGAUGUCCCUGCUCCCGGCUUGUCUCUGAUGAACAUAAAAUAUUAAACAAUAGGAGUAACUGAGAUUGGAGUUGUGCUGUACCUGCAGGAUGGCAUCUUGGAGUGGUUUGAAUAUUCUCCUUUAAAUGAUAUUUAUGCUCUUGUUUGUUUAAUGUUGCUGGUAUGAAAUAAUGCAGCAUUGAAAACCAUCAGUAACACCUGUGAAAUAGACCUAUUACAUGCUGAAAAUGGUGCAGAUGCCUAAUUUGAUUUAAGUAAUCCUGUGUUCAAUAGCAGUCUGCCUUUUGACUAUGUCCUCAACAUCUGUAACAUCCUGUUCUCUUUAAAAAAAGCAGAUAUUUUAGCCCUGAUUGUUUAUUUGACGUUGAAGCUAAUGAAAUAAGUGAAACAGCAGCUGCAUAGAGAGCCUUUUGUACAUUACCAAUGUUUGAGCUUUUGCACUUCCCUGACAAUGUAUCUUUGUUUGUUAGUCUUCAGCUUCAGACAUGCGCUAUGAAGCUACAUUUUCCACUGAGAAUGUUCAGGCAAA
Molecule: messenger RNA, 5331 nt
Organism: Carcharodon carcharias (great white shark)
Lineage: Eukaryota; Metazoa; Chordata; Chondrichthyes; Lamniformes; Lamnidae
Product: lysine-specific demethylase 4C-like
Exons: 22
Coding region: 518-3688 (1056 amino acids)
Biological process (GO): chromatin remodeling
Cellular component (GO): nucleus
Molecular function (GO): histone H3K9 demethylase activity; histone H3K36 demethylase activity
Source: RefSeq, a predicted model, not a curated record